AUGUCAAAGCUCAAGAAGCUUCGAUUUCGAGGUGCUGAGACAGCGGAUGCUAUAAUACAUCUUCAGGCCAGACACUUGAAGGAAAUAAGUGGGGAUUACUGUCGGAAAAUAACAGAUGCAACUCUUUCUGUGAUUGUGGCUCGCCAUGAGGCGCUUGAAAGCCUCCAACUUGGACCAGACUUCUGUGAGAGCAUAAGUAGUGAUGCCAUUAAGGCAGUAGCUUUUUGCUGUCCUAAACUUAAGAAACUUCGCCUCUCUGGUAUCAGGGAUGUUUCUGGUGAUGCAAUAAAUUCUUUGGCUAAGCACUGUCCUGAAUUGUCCGACAUUGGCUUUCUUGACUAUCUCAUGGUUGAUGAGGUGGCUCUUGGGAAUGUGGAAUCUGUUCGUUUUCUAUCAGUUUCCGGGACAUCAAAUAUGAAAUGGGGGGUGGUUUCUCAUCUCUGGACUAGGCUUCCUAAACUGGUUGGUUUGGAUGUUUCAAGAACUGAUAUUGGUCCUGCUGCUGUUUCUAGAUUGUUGUCAUCAUCUCUGACAAUGAAAGUCAUUUGUGCCUUAAAUUGCUCUGCUCUUGAAGAAGACACCACGUUUAGCGGCGACAGAUAUAGAGGCAAAUUGUUACUUGCCCAGUUCACAGACAUCUUUAAGGGGAUAGCGUCUUUAUUUGCCGACAGUACAAAGAAACUGAAAAAUGUUUUUGUAGAUUGGAUGGAUGUGAAGCAAAAGGAUAAUAGCUUGUUAAUGCAAAGUUCCCAGGAAGAUGUUCAAGAGCGAGCAGCCACAGGACUAGCUAAUUUUGUUGUCAUUGAUGAUGAAAAUGCUAGCAUAGAUUGUGGAAGAGCUGAGGCAGUAAUGCAGGAUGGAGGCAUACGUUUACUUCUGGACCUUGCCAAAUCCUGGCGUGAAGGCCUUCAGUCAGAGACUGCUAAGGCUAUAGCAAACCUGUCGGUCAAUGCGAAUGUUGCUAAAGCUGUUGCAGAGGAAGGUGGGAUCGAAAUCCUUGCAGGCUUGGCAAGAUCCAUGAACAGGCUUGUUGCAGAGGAAGCUACAGGUGGACUUUGGAAUCUUUCGGUUGGAGAGGAGCACAAGGGUGCUAUUGCUGAGGCUGGUGGAGUAAAAGUUUUAGUUGAUCUUAUAUUCAAGUGGUCAUCUGGAGGAGAUGGAGUUCUGGAACGUGCCGCUGGCGCUUUGGCUAAUUUGGCAGCUGAUGACAAGUGUAGCAUGGAGGUUGCACUUGCAGGUGGUGUUCAUGCUUUGGUAAUGCUCGCCCGUAAUUGCAAGUUUGAAGGUGUCCAAGAACAGGCUGCUCGUGCAUUAGCUAACCUGGCUGCUCAUGGAGAUAGUAAUACAAACAAUGCUGCAGUUGGUCAAGAAGCAGGUGCCCUCGAGGCACUUGUUCAACUCACUCGUUCUGCUCAUGAAGGUGUCAGGCAGGAAGCGGCUGGGGCGUUGUGGAACCUAUCCUUCGAUGACAGAAAUCGAGAAGCAAUUGCUGCUAGUGGUGGUGUUGAGGCUUUGGUUGCUCUUGCACAAUCCUGUUCGAAUGCCUCACCUGGUCUUCAGGAGAGGGCUGCUGGAGCACUCUGGGGACUGUCUGUAUCAGAAGUCAAUAGCAUUGCUAUUGGAAGAGAAGGAGGUGUUGCACCUUUGAUCGCACUGGCACGCUCUGAUGCUGAGGAUGUUCAUGAAACUGCUGCUGGUGCUCUCUGGAAUCUUGCUUUUACCCCUGGUAAUGCCCUUCGAAUAGUGGAGGAAGGGGGCGUACCCGCACUUGUUAAUCUUUGUUCCACAUCAGUAUCGAAAAUGGCAAGGUUCAUGGCUGCUUUAGCAUUGGCAUACAUGUUUGACGGGAGAAUGGAUGAGUUCGCAUUGGUAGGAACAACUUCUGAAGGGAUUUCAAAGAGCAUGAGCUUAGAGGGGGCUAGGAGAUUGGCAUUGAAACAUAUCGAGGCGUUUGUGCUUACAUUCUCAGAUCAACAUGCAUUUGCUGUUGCUGCAGCAUCAUCAGCUCCUGCAGCAUUGGCACAGGUAACAGAGAGGGCUCGUAUUCAAGAAGCUGGGCAUCUAAGAUGC
This is a messenger RNA of Linum tenue, 2070 nucleotides long. Lineage: Eukaryota; Viridiplantae; Streptophyta; Magnoliopsida; Malpighiales; Linaceae. The record is from the annotation of a GenBank genome assembly.